Cooperia oncophora is the source of this 231-nucleotide messenger RNA. NCBI's taxonomy places the organism in Eukaryota, Metazoa, Nematoda, Chromadorea, Rhabditida, Trichostrongylidae. The record is from the annotation of a GenBank genome assembly.
AUGCAGCAACGGCUGUUAGCGAUGCUUCAGAAUGAACUGCCUCAACCUUGGAGGGGUGCUUCUUCCGAGCGUGUGCACACUGCCAGAAGGAAACUCACCUACGAAACCCUCGAACGCAAGGAGCUUAGAAAACGAAACGUGCAGUUACGUGCCCAAAUCGCUAUGCUUCGACUGGAAGUCAGUCAACUCUCACUGGUGCUAAUGGCCGAAGGAGCAAAGUCGCUCUUAUGA